This is a messenger RNA of Papaver somniferum (opium poppy), 935 nucleotides long. RefSeq names its product RNA polymerase II transcriptional coactivator KELP-like. The transcript has 3 exons. Bases 106 to 639 code for a protein of 177 amino acids. Gene Ontology annotation, molecular function: DNA binding; transcription coactivator activity. Gene Ontology annotation, biological process: positive regulation of transcription initiation by RNA polymerase II. NCBI's taxonomy places the organism in Eukaryota, Viridiplantae, Streptophyta, Magnoliopsida, Ranunculales, Papaveraceae. The record is from RefSeq and is a predicted model, not a curated record.
ACCCAAACCCUAGAUAAAACAACAACAAACCAUAAAAAUUGCCUUAAAAAGGGUUCCUUUUGCUCAAUCUCCGUCAAUUUCAUAAACCCUAGUUUGUUACCAAAAAUGGAAGAAGAAAACAACAAAGAUGAAAUCAAGAAGACAGUGACAGAGAUACUGAAAACUUCAGACAUAAAUGUAAUGACUGAAUCCAAAAUCAGAAAAUUAGCUGGAGAAAAACUUGGGUUUGAUUUAUCAGGUAAACAAGAGAAGAAAUUUAUUAGGGAAAUUGUUAAUGAAUUUCUCGUUCAGAAAGAAGAAGAAGUUCAAGAAAAAGGAAAACAACAAGUAGAAGAUGAAGAAGAAAAGGAGGAAGAAGAAGAAGAAGAGAAGGAGAAGAAAAGACCAAGGGUUUCUGCUAAAGAAUAUGAAGAUAAUGGUGAUCUUAUUAUUUGCCAGCUAUCGAGUCGAAGGAAGGUGACAAUUCAAGAGUUUAAAGGGAAGGCGUUGGUGUCAAUAAGGGAAUACUAUGAAAAAGAUGGAAAGGAGCUUCCUUCUACUAAAGGGAUAAGCCUAACAGCGGAACAAUGGUCUACUUUCAGUAAAUCCGUCCCUGGAAUUGAGCAAGCCAUUAAGAAGAUGCAGACAAGGUCUCGGUAAAACAAUGCAGACGAGGUUAUAUUAAAUACCAUAUCCACUCCUGGUCCUUUAAUUCGAAACUCAAGCCGGACUUAUUUUGUUUAAUCAGUUCCAAUUUGCACGUGAAGUAUAGGCCUAAAAUUUUCUGCAACUUUGCAAAGUUUUUGGAAUGUUCUCCGGCUGUCGUGUUUUUCCUUUUAUUGGGCUGUUGGCCUUUUUGAUGUAAAAGGAGUAGUUCUUGUGAUAUUAGAGUUUGCUGUAAAACUUUCAGGGAACUAGUUGGAUUCAAUACUUAUCAUAUUUCUGCAGUAAAAAAA